Molecule: messenger RNA, 1335 nt
Organism: Anthonomus grandis grandis
Lineage: Eukaryota; Metazoa; Arthropoda; Insecta; Coleoptera; Curculionidae
Exons: 1
Coding region: 123-1196 (357 amino acids)
Biological process (GO): microtubule anchoring
Cellular component (GO): cytoskeleton; sperm flagellum; ciliary basal body
Molecular function (GO): microtubule binding
Source: RefSeq, a predicted model, not a curated record
CAUACCGACAUGACAGCAAACGUCACCAACUUUAGGCAGUUUCCCUGUCAUCCCUUUUUUAUUUUACACCUUCAAAAAUUAGUUUGAUCCACCCGAACAUUGAUCCCAAUCCCUACAACAAAAUGGCGGCAUGCAAGCCCUGCGGAGCCCUACCAUCCACCAACCGGGCGUCGCCCCGCUCCAAAAUGAGUUGCCCGCCCUGUCCUUGUCCCCCUUGCGGCUACCAAAUGCCACCCCCGCCGUGUCCUUGUCCGCCCCAAUGCACGUUGCCCGUGGUGGCCGACUCGAUGCCGAAGUACGUGGUGAACCCCUGCGACCCCAACGCGCAUGCGAAACAAAUCAAAAAUGAAAAUUGUUGUAACGUGUGCGUCCCGGUGACGGUACCGUGUCCACCCCAGCCACCGCCGAAGCCUCGUAAGAAGUGCAAAUAUAUCCAACCAGCCCGUCCGAAGUCUUUUGCCCCCACACGGAAUUAUUUACCGCCUGAGUUGAAGAUGGCGGAUGACACGAUUUAUCGUAAGAGUUAUAUCCCGGUUGAGGGUGAAAAGCCUAAGCAGGUGAUCCCUGAGAAUAAUUUGUGCGUGGGGGAGGGUAAGAUAUCCGACGAUACCAUUAACAGGAUGUCGUAUAAGCCGGUGAAAAUCGUGCCCACUUGCCCCAUUUACCCUUGCGAGCACAAACUGAUCGGCGAGGGACCGAUGCAAGACAUAACCACCAAUAAACACGACUACGUCCCGAAACCAUUUGUAAAACCGGAGGCAGUGAAACCGUUCACCAACCUAUUCACCUCCGAUUGUCCCCUAAGCGAUAAAACCGUAAAUCGAAUGUCCUACAUGCCCAUCGAUCUUAAUAAGGCGAAAGUCACCCCCUUUCAUCCGACGAAUGCCAUUGAAAAACCGACGGGGAGGAUCAGCGACAAAACGGUGAAUAAAAUGUCUUAUCAGCCGUGGAAACCGAUGGAGCCGAUCGAUAAACCCUGGGCGGAGAAGCCGCGGUAUCAGCCGCCAAUGCUUCGCAUGGAAGACAAUACGGUGAACAAGAUGAGCUACCAACCACCGGGACGUUACGUGGAGUGCGAAGAUGACGAUCCAGAUUGCGUGGACUGUCCAGAGCCUCCGUGCGACCCCAAUCCAGCCAGGUGCGUGGGGCCGACCACCUGUUGCAUGCCAUGCUGUUGCCCCAGGGCAGCAUGCUAACGUACCAAUUUUUUUUUUCUUUUCGUGUGAAAUUGUUCGUGUCUUUUAUACAAUCUGUGAAUUGUCUUGUGUAUUUUUUUUGCUGGUCAAACUAAUUUUUUAUCAAAGGUAUAUAAUAUACAUUCUAUUUAUAUUACAA